CUCUUUAGCUGCCACGUGCAAAACGUGUGAGUCGCACGCCCGACGAUAAGUCGCGAGUCUCAAGCGCCUCUCAUCCGUGCCAGGGCAUAUCUACGCACGCUUGAGUUCUCCCACACGCGUGAAAAGUGAAAACCCUAUCCCUUCCACAUCCUCGCCGUGCACCACCGCUGCACCGCCGGGUCUUCGCCGGAAACCUCCAAGGACCUGUAAAAGAACCCGCCCUUUUCAAUUGCACUUGACGGAGCUCUGCCGGUGCUUUUUCUUCUUCUCUUUCAAGGUCAAUUGCCGGAAUAUUCCCCCUUCCCUGCUCUUUGGAUCUGGCUUGUUGAAUUGAGACGCCGUGAGCGAUGUCAAUCUACGCAUGUUAAGGAAAUUAGCAGCUGUGGUUCAGCCAUGUAUCUGGAGUCUGUCUCGAGAUUUGCUAACUAUGCAUGAUGCUGGGAGAUUUGAGCAUGACUUAAAUAGUUUAUCAAGAUUAUAUUGAGAUGUGCAUGUGACUCUUUGGGGAGGGAGGGAGACAUAACUGGAGGUAGAAUAUGGCUGCAGAGAUGCAUAGAUAUAGCACCAAUGAAGAAGAUGAAGAAAUGGGGAUGGAUGUGAAAGAGGAAGAUGAUGAGGAUGAAGAAGAAGAAGAGGAAGAAAAGAGCUUAUCUGCUCCAGCAACUGCAGGCAUUGAUGGGGGGGUUGCAUCUAACAACAGCAGCCAUAGGUUCUUGCAUCAUCAGCAAUUUCAGGAGCAGCCAACCCCUCAAGGAGGAUCUCGUAGGUCUAGGCCACUAGAAGAGAAGGAAAGAACAAAGCUAAGGGAGAGACAUCGAAGGGCAAUUACUGCAAAGAUCUUGGCUGGCCUUAGAAAGUAUGGUAACUAUAAUCUUAGAGCCAGGGCUGAUAUCAAUGAGGUCAUUUCUGCAUUGGCAAGGGAAGCAGGUUAUGUUGUUCUUCAAGAUGGAACAACCUUUCCAUCCGGGUCACAUCCACAGGGCACAAGAGCUACUGGCCCAUCUACCCCAGUUGUGACUUCUCCAUCUUUAUAUAUGCAAGCACAAAAUUCUCAACCUGCAUCCUUGAGAACCAUUUCUUCUGGUUGUCAAGAUACAGUUGGUUAUAAUUCAGUCCAAAUGAAAAGUGUGUUUAUGCCCACUUCAUCUCGUUAUGAUGCACCCCUGAGUGGUCCAUCUCAGAUAUCGUCUAUGGUGGCUGAUGGAGGAGGUACACAGAAUGAUCCAUUUCUUGGAGGGUCCUUGGACUCAAACAAGCAGGUUGUUGACGUACCCACAAGGUUACAGGAGGAUGCUUUUGCUGGCACACCUUAUGUUCCUGUUUAUGUUAUGCUACCUUUGGGCAUCAUCAACAUAAAGUCAGAGCUUGUUGAUCCAGAUAGCGUAGUGAAGCAACUAAGAAUACUGAAAUCAAUCAAUGUUGAUGGAAUUAUGGUUGAUUGCUGGUGGGGUAUAGUAGAAGCUCAUGGACCAAAGGAGUAUAAUUGGGAUGGAUAUAAGAGCUUGUUUCAAAUUGUGCGUGAACUCAAGCUCAAAAUUCAGGUGGUGAUGUCUUUUCAUGAAUGUGGAGGUAACAUUGGUGAUGAUGUAUGCAUCCCACUGCCUCACUGGGUAGCUGAAAUCGGUCGAAGCAAUCCUGAUAUAUAUUUUACAGAUAGAGCAGGAAGGCGCAACCCUGAAUGUCUCUCGUGGGGUGUUGACAAGGAAAGGAUUUUCAAAGGCCGGACUGCUUUAGAGGUUUACUAUGAUUACAUGAGAAGCUUCCGAUCUGAAUUUGAUGAGUUCUUUAAAGAUGGUGUUAUCUCUAUGAUUGAAGUUGGAUUAGGUCCAUGUGGGGAACUAAGAUACCCAUCUAAUCCUGUAAAGCAUGGUUGGAGAUACCCAGGUGUUGGGGAAUUUCAGUGCUAUGAUCAGUAUUUGUUCAAAAGCUUGCACAAGGCAGCUGAAGAAAGAGGGCCCUUAAUUUGGGCACGAGGACCUGAUAAUGCAGGUUCCUAUAAUUCCAGGCCACAUGAAACUGGUUUCUUCUGUGAUGGUGGUGACUAUGAUGGAUAUCAUGGUAGAUUUUUCCUCAAGUGGUACUCCCAGAUUUUGGUUGACCAUGUUGAUAGGGUGCUUUAUCUGGCCAAGUUAAUUUUUGAAGGAACAUGCAUUGCUGUGAAGCUAUCAGGUAUUCAUUGGUGGUACAAGACAACCAGCCAUGCCGCUGAAUUAACUGCUGGAUAUUAUAACUCGAACACUCGGGAUGGAUAUGCUGCCAUUUUGGCAAAGUUGAAGAAACAUGGAGCUAUAUUGAAGUUCACAUUUACUGAGAUGAGCACAUUAAACCAGCACGUGGAGGCAAUGGGAGAUCCUGAAGGCUUAGAUUGGCAAAUGAUAAAUGCUGCUUGGGACGCAUGUUUACCAGUUUGCGGUGGGAAUUCGCUUCCCUGCCAUGACAGGGCAUCCUAUAACUAUUUACUGGAAAAAUCCAAGCCCAUGGAUCAUCCAGAUGGGCUGCACUUCGUUUCUUUUACCUAUCUUAGGCUCAGUCCUGUUCUCUUGGACGCUCAAAAUUUCAUGGAAUUUGAGCAAUUUGUGAAGCAAAUGCAUGGCCAGGCAGUUCUUGAUAUAGGCAUAGCUUGAGGAACACAAGCGCAUAUCCCCUCCGUUCUUUCCUGCAAGAAAACGGGGUUUGGGUGUAGAAUGGAGUCGUAUACUGUAGUACAAAUAUUGAUACAAGUGUUUGUGAAUGGGUGCAAAGUGUUCAUAAAUGACACACUCCUUUACAAGACUUGA
This is a messenger RNA of Ipomoea triloba (trilobed morning glory), 2777 nucleotides long. Its product is annotated as beta-amylase 7-like. Gene Ontology annotation, biological process: polysaccharide catabolic process. Lineage: Eukaryota; Viridiplantae; Streptophyta; Magnoliopsida; Solanales; Convolvulaceae. Gene Ontology annotation, molecular function: beta-amylase activity. The record is from RefSeq and is a predicted model, not a curated record.